AUGCGUAACGAACUAGCAUCGGAACUUGGGACUACUUUGCCUCUGCCGAUGGAGCUGCGGAGAUACGUAGCUCAAAGAUUGUCGCAAGAGUACGCUGUGGCCAAGAAAAGCGAAAAAUAUCUCAGCUCUUUGGCCAUUGCCACUGUACUUGAUGCUGCCUAUGUUAUGCCUAAAGUCAUCUAUAUAGGCGAAGACCACCUUGGGAUCAGGCAGGUGAUAUUAUCUGAUUCAUCGACUAGCCCUGAGAUCGACUGCAUCUCGGGUGUAUGGUGGAAAGCAAUAUUGGUGCAGGCUGACCAGAUUUUAAAGGGUGUCAAGAUUCGCCAAUUAACAUAUUUUGACGGCUCUGUCGACCAAUCUACUGCGCAUUUGCCUUCAUGUGUCGUUCCACAACACCCGGAGAUCCGCUACCGUACACGUCAGUUCUGCCAGGUUCCAAGCCGAGAGCCGCCCAGAUUAUCAGUAUUCCGAUAUAACAGUCCCAAUAUUACUGGAUUCUCUAUCUGCUGCGGCCCUGCUCCCAUCGCUCUCCAUGCUCACACAUCUGACGAGGAUUUAUCCUUCUACCAGCAUGUUUCCGAGUAUUCAACUUGGAUCUACAUGCCGCUUGAGAAGAAUGAGCGUAUUGUGCGCAUCUGGAUGCGGGCUCGCAACUGCCUAAAUAGAGAAGUCGCUCUGGUAUUUGAGACGGAUAAAGGGCACACCAAGUUGUUUGGAGCUCAAACAACGCCGAAUUUAUUGGCUUGUCGAUGGAUCCUUCUCGAUGCCCCCCAAGGACAGCCUGGCCACCUUUUCUUCGAUGACAACCCCGAUGGUAUUCGCUGGAUAUCUUUAGACUCCCAGCCGCCGAUAGGAACCUCACUUCUGCAUCUUCCAGUGGCCUCCUGCCCUCAUCCAUGCUUGCCAAACAACGACGGCUUUAUAUGGUCCUCCGCUUCUGUCCAGGACGUUGUGAAUAUGAGGGUCUGUCGCCGCAAUACGAGAGAUCGAACAGAAGUUAUGGGACUUUUGUUUUACUACUCUGAUGGCAAACAAGCAUCUGUCGGCCAAGUCCGGCUUGACAAACUUGAUGAACUCCAGACGAUAGACCAUUCGCAGUCGCUCUAUCUCGGAUUUGAAAGAUCUAAGAGAUGGGCUCCAUAUAUUUCAAAGGUCAGGACCUCAGUCUCUCAAUUAGACAACACCGUGAACAUGUGGUUUGAAGUUUCGUGGAGCGGUACACUUGAAUGGUGGCUAUCAUGGAGGCAAUGCCAGGUCUAUCAAGAUGGUCGUAAAAGCCUCCCUACCCGAUUUUGA
This is a messenger RNA of Fusarium pseudograminearum CS3096, 1296 nucleotides long. RefSeq lists its product as uncharacterized. The coding region runs from base 1 to 1296 and encodes 431 amino acids. The transcript has 3 exons. The record is from RefSeq and is a predicted model, not a curated record. Lineage: Eukaryota; Fungi; Ascomycota; Sordariomycetes; Hypocreales; Nectriaceae.